This is a messenger RNA of Brachypodium distachyon (stiff brome), 1069 nucleotides long. Its product is annotated as AT-hook motif nuclear-localized protein 21. The record is from RefSeq and is a predicted model, not a curated record. Gene Ontology annotation, cellular component: nucleus. NCBI's taxonomy places the organism in Eukaryota, Viridiplantae, Streptophyta, Magnoliopsida, Poales, Poaceae. Gene Ontology annotation, molecular function: DNA-binding transcription factor activity; minor groove of adenine-thymine-rich DNA binding. The transcript has a single exon. The coding region runs from base 120 to 878 and encodes 252 amino acids.
CGCACAUUUCCCUGCUUAACAACCCAUACUUGGAACCACACCGACCCGACCCUUAAAAACCCAACGAACACACACCUCCUUACGUGCAGCCAGGACCAGGAUCGAGCAAAAUCUUCACCAUGGGCAUGGCCACCACAGCCGCCGCCGCGACGACGACAAUGCCGGCCCCGGACAACAACAACAACAACAAGCAGCUCCUCCGACACCCAACACCGUGCAGCAGGCCGCCGGUGCAGCAGCAGCGGCCGUGCUUGGCAUCCUCCAAGAACAGCCGAACCAAGACUAAGCCGAAGGCGAAAGCGCCCGUGGUGAUCGCGCACGAGUGCUGCCCGAGCGCGAUGCGCGCGCACGUCCUGGAGGUGCCCGCGGGGCGCGACGUGCUGUCGUGCGUGGCGGCGUUCGCGCGCCGCGGCCGCCGCGGCGCCAUGGUGCUGGGCGCGGCCGGGCGCGUGGCGGACGCCGUGCUGACGAGCUCGGACCCGGCCGCGGCGCUGGUGCUCCGGGGCACGGCGGAGAUCCUGGGCCUGGCCGGGUGCUUCUUCCCGUCCGCUUCUCCUUCCUCGGCCGCGGCUUCGGCGGGCGUCGCCGUGUUCCUGUCGGGGCCGCGGGGCGGAGUGCUGGGCGGCGGAGUGGCGGCGGGAGGGCUGGUGGCGGCCGGGCCGGUGGUGGUGAUGGUGGCCACGUUCGCCGCCGCCGCGUUCGACCGGCUGCCGCUCGUGAAGGGGGACGAGGCCGCUAAGGGCGAAGGGUGUAAUGGCGUGCCGCACGGUUUGGAUGAUGGAUACCGGCGGUGCUUUGGUGGCGGUGGGCUGCCGCCGCUGCAGCAGCAGCAGUGCGGGUGGGCGCCGGUGUGCCGGAAGCUGGGCGCGAAGAGCUGAACGGUGGCAUGUGGCAUCAUGGCCCGAGUGAAAAACGCCUAUCCGGACAGGUUAUUGGGUUUGUUUAGAGAGACUAGCUGGGCCGAGGUAUUUCGGGUUUUCUAACCGGGCCCGCAUAAGUUUCAGCCCAAACUUCAAAGAGGUUCGUUGUUCUAAAAAAAGAAAGAGAAAGAUUUCCCGAUGUUCUUUGA